This is a messenger RNA of Manis javanica (Malayan pangolin), 806 nucleotides long. NCBI's taxonomy places the organism in Eukaryota, Metazoa, Chordata, Mammalia, Pholidota, Manidae. The record is from RefSeq and is a predicted model, not a curated record.
GCCCGGGGUGGGCGGAGCGUGGAGCGGCGAGCGGCUCCGAGUGCGCCGGCGUCGAUCGCUGGGACAGGGCGUGUUCUCGUGCUGAAGCUAACUGGGCUCUGUCCCGCUGCAUCUCUGGCACCUGAGUUGCACCCUGGAAGAGCCCGUGCUUCCCGCGCCCCACCUGUCAGGAGCUGCCUUCCGCGAUAAUGUCCAAGUCUCUGAAAAAGCUGGUGGAGGAGAGCCGGGAGAAGAACCAGCCGGAAGUGGACAUGAGUGACCGGGGCAUUUCCAGCAUGCUGGAUGUCAACGGCUUGUUCUCCUUAUCCCACAUCACACAGCUGGUCCUGAGCCACAACAAGCUAACAACUGUGCCACCCAACACAGCGGAACUGAAGAAUCUGGAAGUGCUUAACUUUUUUAAUAACCAGAUCGAGGAGCUGCCUACACAGAUCAGCAGCCUUCAAAAACUCAAACACCUGAACCUGGGCAUGAAUAGACUGAACACUUUGCCUCGAGGAUUUGGCUCUCUCCCAGCUCUUGAGGUCCUUGAUUUGACUUACAACAACCUGAAUGAGAAUUCUCUUCCUGGAAACUUCUUCUACCUUACCACCCUGCGUGCACUCUAUCUAAGUGACAACGAUUUUGAAAUCCUGCCGCCAGAUAUUGGGAAGCUCACAAAGUUGCAGAUACUCAGCCUUAGGGAUAACGACCUGAUCUCGCUGCCUAAGGAAAUUGGGGAGCUUACUCAGCUUAAGGAACUUCACAUUCAGGGGAACCGCCUGACCGUUCUGCCCCCAGAACUAGGUAAGGUUGCUGAUGAAUGA